AUGAUGGUGGAGCAGAAGAACUUCCAGGGAGUGGUGAUGAGAAAAGGGAUGAGGAGAGGGGAUGACUUCCCCAGGGCACCCCCAGGCUGUGCUAAGGGACUGAGCUCCAGGGAAGGGUUUCACCCGAGGGCAAGGGGCUUACAGAACAAAUGGCAGCAAAGACACCGAAACCGGGGCCUGAAGGAUAUUAUGGAGAUGAUACAAAUAGCAUUUCAGAAGAAACUGGUGCGGGAAUUUCUGGCUGAGCUCUUAAGCACCUACACCAUGAUGGUGUUUGGCCUCGGGAGUGUCGCACAGAAGACUCUAGGAGGUUCUUCAGGCAGCUACCUUGGUGUCAACUUGGGCUUUGGCUUUGGAGUCACCAUGGGGAUCCACAUAGCAGGAGGUGUCUCUGGGGCCCACAUGAACUCGGCCGUGACCUUCACAUACUGCGCUCUAGGUCGCAUGUCCUGGAAGAAGUUUCCUGUCUAUGUGUUGGGCCAGUUCUUAGGUUCCUUCCUCGCAGCAGCCACCAUUUAUGGUCUCUUCUGGACAGCCAUCUUGGAAUAUUCGGGGACGAAUCUGACAGUGACUGGGCCCAAGGCUACAGCUGGCAUUUUUGCCACUUACCUUCCUGAGCGCAUGUCACUUUGGAGGGGUUUCAUCGAUGAGGUGGUACUAACAGGAAUCCUCCAGAUGUGUAUCUUGGCCAUCGUGGACAAGAACAACAGCCCCGCCCUAGAAGGAACCCAAGCUCUGCUCAUUGGCAUCCUCGUAGUGGUCCUUGGCGUGUCCUUGGGCAUGAACACAGGCUAUGCCAUCAACCCAGCACGGGAUCUGCCUCCUCGCUUCUUCACCUUCAUUGCUGGCUGGGGAAAAGAGGUCUUCAGUGACAGGAACUGGUGGUGGGUGCCUGUGGUGGCGCCCAUUCUGGGAGGCUACCUGGGUGCCAUCAUCUACCUCUUCUUCAUCGGCUUCUGGAUCCCGCAAAAGCCAAAGGUGUUGGAGAACAAUUUGGGGGACAUCGAGAACAAGACGCCUGCAGUGCUGAAAUCACAACCGACCCUCACGUCCACCAUCAGCCCUUUCCCUGACAGAACUUCAGAGCAGCUUCAGGAGUCUAUCCAGCUAGAGCGAUUUUAA
Suncus etruscus (white-toothed pygmy shrew) is the source of this 1122-nucleotide messenger RNA. RefSeq names its product aquaporin 7 (gene AQP7). Gene Ontology annotation, molecular function: glycerol channel activity; urea transmembrane transporter activity; water channel activity. Lineage: Eukaryota; Metazoa; Chordata; Mammalia; Eulipotyphla; Soricidae. The coding region runs from base 1 to 1122 and encodes 373 amino acids. The record is from RefSeq and is a predicted model, not a curated record. Gene Ontology annotation, cellular component: basolateral plasma membrane; plasma membrane. The transcript is spliced from 8 exons. Gene Ontology annotation, biological process: water transport; glycerol transmembrane transport.